This is a messenger RNA of Talpa occidentalis (Iberian mole), 1119 nucleotides long. RefSeq names its product translocase of outer mitochondrial membrane 22 (gene TOMM22). The record is from RefSeq and is a predicted model, not a curated record. The transcript has 4 exons. Bases 24 to 458 code for a protein of 144 amino acids. Lineage: Eukaryota; Metazoa; Chordata; Mammalia; Eulipotyphla; Talpidae. Gene Ontology annotation, biological process: intracellular protein transport. Gene Ontology annotation, cellular component: mitochondrial outer membrane.
UUCCGGCGUCCCCACCUGCAGUCAUGGCCGCCGCCGCUGCCGCCGCCGCCGCCGGGCCUGGGGCGCCGCUGUCCCCGGACGAGCUGGUUCCCAAGGGCGACGCCGAGAAGACUGAGGAGGACCUGGAAGAAGACGACGACGAGGAGCUCGACGAGACGCUGUCGGAGCGCCUGUGGGGGCUGACGGAGAUGUUCCCGGAGCGGGUCCGCUCCGCGGCCGGAGCCACCUUCGAUCUCUCUGUUUUUGUGGCUCAGAAAAUGUACAGGUUUUCCCGGGCAGCCUUGUGGAUCGGGACCACUUCCUUCAUGAUCCUGGUCCUUCCUGUUGUAUUUGAGACGGAGAAGUUGCAAAUGGAGCAACAGCAGCAGCUGCAACAGCGGCAGAUCCUUCUAGGGCCUAACACAGGGCUGUCAGGAGGAAUGCCAGGGGCUCUACCUUCACUUCCUGGAAAGAUCUAGUUCAUUACUGCUGAUUUGACCCGUCUUGGUGGGAGAAGUUUGAAGUCAAGUAUUUGAACUGAUUCUUUGGAUUUUUUUUUAAACACUGCACAUUGAGCUAUCUAAAUGUAGUGGGGAGAUUUGUCCCCACAUUGUCUCAUGGAGAGACUCCCAACUUGCAAGCGUGCCCUCUACACUGUCCUGACUUACUUCUUCUGUCCUCACUUUGACACCAGAGUGCAGCAGUGCAGACGGUUACUCCAGCUCUGAUCAACCCUCCCCUUUCACUAAAUUACUCCCCACAGGAAGAUCUCCCUCUUCUAUUGUGGGGUAGAAACUGAUGCCACUGGGACGUGCCCCUGACCAUUAACGACUGUUUUUAAGAAUGGGGAUGCUGGGGAAGGACACGCACGCCAUAGGAAAUACAAAAAGGCACUACAGCUUAGUGUAAAGCAGCCACUGUGAGUUCUGUGUAUUUGGAAAGGAGGGAGAACCAACAAAGGGCUUCAGCCACAAGACUGAGGGGCGACAGUGGAGGCCAGAAUGGAGCGCAUUUCCUCUACGCGUUCUGGGGGUUAGACCUGGGCGUGUGUCCCGGGGAAUCAGUGCUCACUUUUUGUAUUUAAAUAUUAAAAAUUAUUCCAACUGAAAGUAUUGUCCUUGUGCUUUUGCGAUACACACU